This is a messenger RNA of Bactrocera tryoni, 918 nucleotides long. RefSeq lists its product as uncharacterized. The record is from RefSeq and is a predicted model, not a curated record. The transcript is spliced from 3 exons. Bases 81 to 845 code for a protein of 254 amino acids. Lineage: Eukaryota; Metazoa; Arthropoda; Insecta; Diptera; Tephritidae.
GUAACAAAUUUGCCGAUUCAGUCUGCUGCUUCAUUAGUGUUAACCAAAAAAAAAAUUUCAUUAAACACUAAAAUAACAUAAUGACAUUUCUAUUAUGUAUCAGUGAUUUGUCGAAACACCAGGAAUUUAAAGAAAUUGAUACAAAUAAUAAUGUGAAAACACUGCCAAGAAAAUUGCUUUGGGACCGCGUAAUAUCCUUGCGAGCAAAUAAUCACAUCACAAGUACUGACACAGCAUGUAAUGAUAAAAAUCAACGUAUAUUGAAACGCUUAUAUAUCGAGAUUGAUGGCAUCAAUGCAUUCUACCUCUUGCGGGAGCUGCAACAAUUAACACAACUACGCCUGCAGUUAAACACGAAUCCAGCAAUGCGUGGUAUUGAUAUAUUUUGGUUGCAAUUAAGACCACCAACAAAAGAAGUAAUUGACUACAAAUGGAAUCGUAUAUUAUCACACACACUGUGGGAGCAUAUCGAAGUGGAAUAUCUAAUGUCCUGGUUAUCAACACUUGGUGGCGGUUACUCUGCUCUUGGAGAACAGUUUAGCAAAUGUGCGGAGGUUGCCGGUAAAAUAUCCUUACGUCAAUUCAAUAUCGGUCUACGACUUGGCGAUCCAUUCCUACAAGCCAGAUGCAAAUUAUAUUAUAGCAUAUCACUUAUACAAACUGGUCAACUAAGAAAAGCUAAAUAUAUUAUACGUGAACAAUACAAGUUCGCCAAAAAGCAAAAGGAGUUCGAUGGUCGUUUAGUAAAAAUGUGUCAUGGUAUAUGGUUACGACUGCAAUACGAAUACGGAUUGCGCUUAAAGAGUAAGAAAAACUCGACGGAUGCCAUUUUAGUGAAAAAAUGAUAUUUCAAUAGUGUAUAAAAAUGUCAAUGUUGCUUUAGUAUUGAGUUCAGUAAAAGUAAUCGUAUUAAGUUAA